This is a messenger RNA of Juglans microcarpa x Juglans regia, 2288 nucleotides long. Its product is annotated as phosphoenolpyruvate carboxykinase (ATP)-like. The transcript is spliced from 13 exons. NCBI's taxonomy places the organism in Eukaryota, Viridiplantae, Streptophyta, Magnoliopsida, Fagales, Juglandaceae. Bases 146 to 2116 code for a protein of 656 amino acids. Gene Ontology annotation, molecular function: phosphoenolpyruvate carboxykinase (ATP) activity; ATP binding. Gene Ontology annotation, cellular component: cytosol. Gene Ontology annotation, biological process: gluconeogenesis. The record is from RefSeq and is a predicted model, not a curated record.
CCCCGAUCACCUUCUCAUUAUCUCUUCCUCCAUCAAAUCCUGCAACUUUCAUGUUCACAACCCUCCUUUUGUAUCUCAUUCACCUUUUCUUUCAAUCUUCCUCUUCUGCCAUUUCGUUUCAAGCUCCUAAUCUCUGAGAAAAGAGAUGGCGGAGAACGAAGAGUUCAGUUUCGAGACGGGGGCGGCGCAGAGCGAGCUGCCAAAGAUAGAGACGCAGAAGAAGCAGAACGAGAUCUGCCACGAUGACAGUACGCAUCCAGUCAGGGCUCAGACCAUCGACGAGCUCCACUCUCUCCAGAAGAAGAAAUCGUCACCCACCACCCCUAUUAAGGGGACCCAAGGCUCCUUCACCCCCAUCUCCGAUGAACAGCGCCAUAAACAGCAGCUCCAGUCCAUCAGUGCAUCUUUGGCGUCACUGACGAGAGAAACGGGACCAAAGUUGGUGAAAGGAGACCCGACACGGAAGACACAAACACCAAAGGACAUACCACAUGAUCACCAUUUCACACCGACCAUUAACGUUAGUGACAGUUCGUUGAAGUUCACACAUGUCCUCUACAACCUCUCUCCCGCAGAGCUAUAUGAGCAGGCCAUAAAGUAUGAGAAAGGGUCGUUCAUCACAGAGACGGGCGCCUUAGCAACCCUUUCUGGAGCCAAGACCGGUCGUUCUCCCAGAGAUAAGCGUGUUGUAAAGGAUGAGACUGCUGCGGAUGAGCUUUGGUGGGGAAAGGGUUCACCCAACAUUGAAAUGGACGCGGAAACUUUCUUGGUGAACAGAGAAAGAGCUGUUGAUUACUUGAACUCUUUGGACAAGGUCUUUGUGAAUGAUCAAUUCUUGAACUGGGACCCAGAGAAUAGAAUUAAAGUCCGGAUAGUCUCUGCCAGAGCUUACCAUUCCCUGUUCAUGCACAACAUGUGUAUCCGACCCACUCCUGAAGAGCUGGAGAAUUUCGGUACUCCGGACUUCACUAUAUACAAUGCUGGGCAGUUCCCAUGUAAUCGUUACACGCACUACAUGACAUCCUCUACUAGCAUAGAUCUUAAUCUUGCAAGGAAGGAAAUGGUCAUCCUUGGCACCCAGUACGCCGGGGAAAUGAAGAAGGGUCUGUUCAGUGUUAUGCAUUAUCUCAUGCCUAAGCGUCAAAUCCUCUCCUUACAUUCUGGCAGCAAUAUGGGGAAAGAUGGAGAUGUUGCCCUCUUCUUUGGAUUGUCAGGUACUGGGAAAACAACCCUGUCUACAGAUCACAAUAGAUACCUGAUUGGAGAUGAUGAACACUGUUGGAGUGGCAGUGGUGUGUCAAAUAUAGAAGGUGGUUGCUAUGCUAAGUGCAUUGACCUCUCGAGGGAGAAGGAGCCUGAUAUCUGGAAUGCCAUUAAAUUUGGGACUGUGCUGGAAAAUGUGGUGUUUGAUGAGCACACCCGAGAGGUCGAUUAUACUGACAAAUCUGUUACAGAGAACACCCGUGCAUCCUACCCUAUCGAGUAUAUCCCCAACGCAAAGAUACCAUGUGUUGGUCCUCAUCCAAAGAAUGUCAUACUUCUAGCAUGCGAUGCAUUUGGGGUGCUCCCACCAGUGAGCAAGCUGAGCUUGGCACAGACCAUGUACCAUUUCAUCAGUGGCUAUACGGCUCUGGUGGCAGGCACAGAAGAGGGUGUGAAAGAGCCACAGGCAACAUUCUCGGCUUGCUUUGGUGCAGCAUUUAUUAUGUUGCACCCUACCAAAUAUGCAGCCAUGCUGGCUGAGAAGAUGCAGAAACAUGGUGCCACAGGAUGGCUUGUCAACACCGGCUGGUCAGGUGGAAGGUAUGGUUCAGGGAAUCGAAUUAAGCUGCCAUACACUCGGAAAAUCAUCGAUGCCAUACACUCUGGCAGCCUCCUCGAGGCAAAUUACAAAAAGACUGAAGUGUUCGGGCUUGAUAUCCCUACUGAGAUUGAGGGAGUGCCUUCUGAAAUCCUGGACCCCGUGAACACUUGGUCAGACAAGGAUGCUUAUAAUGAUACGCUGUUGAAGCUGGCUGGCCUGUUCAAGAACAAUUUUGAAACAUUCACCAACUACCAGAUUGGCCAAGGCAAUGAGCUGACUCAGGAGAUCCUUGCAGCUGGUCCGAACUUCUAAUCCUGAGCAGAAGAAAAGCAAUAGCCCAUCAUAAACUCUUGGGAAAUUAUGGUUGAUGGAAAUAAGAAAUGGUGAGAGUUGGUAUCAACAUGAGGUUCAAUAACCAACAUGUAGAAUGGUUUUUGUUAAAGAUCAUCAGAAUUUUAUGAUAUUUUGAUGAAGAUUGACUUUA